Ilex paraguariensis (yerba mate) is the source of this 945-nucleotide messenger RNA. The record is from the annotation of a GenBank genome assembly. NCBI's taxonomy places the organism in Eukaryota, Viridiplantae, Streptophyta, Magnoliopsida, Aquifoliales, Aquifoliaceae.
AUGGAUCAAAGUGCACUCCCACCUCACGUCCUCAUCUUCCCGUUACCCUUCCAGAGCCCUGUAAACUACAUGUUUAAGAUAGCCGAGCUUCUCUGUCUUUCAGGCUUCCACAUCACCAUCCUUCUCACCGACUACAUUUACAAUCGCCUUCAACGUCACUUUACUUUUCAUUACCGUUUUCAAAACUAUCCCUGGUUAAAUCUUGAAACCAUCUCCGAUGGCCUUCCGGCGGAUGAUUCCCAUUUCGUUGCUAGGGUGCUCGACUCUUUAAGGACCAUAACCAAGAAAAUGUUCAAAGAGAUUGGCAGGACUCUAGGUGGCUCUAUAGCCCUCGGGUUGACACGUAAAAUAAUGAAACCAUUGGGAUAUCCAAAGGGUGCCGAGGAGAUAAGCCGAGGCAUGGAAUUAUCCCGUUCAGAGAUGCUAAUUUUUGGCCGCUUGAGUUCUAAAACUCGCCGGCCGUUGACAUGUAUCAUAGCAGAUGGUUUUUUGGGUUUUGUUUGUGAUGUUGCUAAUGAGAUUGGAAUUCCUGCUUCCACAUCACCCAUCCUUCCCACCGACUACAUCUACAAUCGCCUUCAACGUCACUCUACUUUUCAUUACCGCUUUCAAAACUAUCCCUGGUUACGUCUCGAAACCAUCUCCGAUGGCCUACCGAAGGAUGAUCCCCGUUCCGAUGCUAGGGUGCUCGACUCUUUAAGGACCAUAACCAAGAAACUUUUCAAAGAGAUGCUAAUUUCUGGCCGCCUGAGUUCUGAAACUUGCCGGCCGUUGACAUGUAUCAUAGCACAUGGUUUUUUGGGUUUUGUUUGUGCUGUUGCUGAUGAGAUUGGAAUUCCUGUUAUAUAUUCUCGUACGCUUAGUCCUUGCUGCCUCUGGGUCUUUUUCUGUCUGCCCAAACUCAUCGAAGCUGAUGAGCUUUUCCUUGAAGGUGUGUUUGACUAA